Molecule: messenger RNA, 1275 nt
Organism: Fusarium coffeatum
Lineage: Eukaryota; Fungi; Ascomycota; Sordariomycetes; Hypocreales; Nectriaceae
Exons: 2
Coding region: 1-1275 (424 amino acids)
Source: RefSeq, a predicted model, not a curated record
AUGAGUGGCAACAUUGUCCUGCCCGACCCUUCGGGGGUCAACCCCUACGAUACCGACCAACGCCGCCUCUAUAUGGAGAAAGUAUUUCGCUCCCAGGAUCUCUGGGAUAACCUCAAUCAGAGGCCCAAGUUUCCAACAGUCCGGAAGCUGGCGGAGGAAGAUGUGUGUGAGAUGCUCGAUGAGAAGGGGUUCCAUAAUGCCGGUUCCCCCUUCUUCGAGUGGGCCGUCGAUGAGAGUGUCUGGCUCACGGUUUUUACCUGGGCGAAGAUCGAUCUCGAACGGGCUCCCUGGCCUUUCGCGGAUCGUCAGAUCCCGUCCGCCAGAAACUUGUCGGGCAGCGUGUCUCGCACCUACAGGAGCUGGAGACAGAGCCGCGGCCUGUCGAUUGAGGAGCCGGAAGGGGGGAAGCCCGAUCGAGCUCAUCGCUUCAAGAAGGCCCCCGAGGAGUCCAAGGGGAAUAUGUCCGCCGUCACGGCAAACACACCCCAACCUCCCGCUGGCCAGACGGCGAGUUCACACUCGCAUGUCAGCCAAAACGGACCUGCGUCGGUACAGGCUCAGCCUAGUCCGACUGCAGAUGUGAUCCCUCGUGGUCCUGCUCCCAAACAGGAGAUGGACGACGAGGAUCACAUGAUGACUAGUGCUAUAGAUCCCAGCAUCCCGUCCUGGCCUCUUCCCGCUACCCGCGAUAAUAGGACGCAGCGGAUGCAGGAGCCUAGUGACGCCGAUCGCGGGUUUGAUGGCGCCAGAUCAUCUGGACGGUGGCCCAAGUCCGACCACGGACAGGGCACACCAGGUGGCCAUCUCGUGGCACCUAUCCAACCCUUGCCGAGCCGCGAGGCUCUCGCCAUUGAGCGAUUGCAAAGUGAGUUUCAGGAGCUGCGAGAGACGAACACCUGGAUCGUCGAAGAGCUCCGAGACAGCAAGGCCAGAGAAGCCAGGAGUGCCAGAAUCAUUGAACAGAUGCGCAUAGAGCUGAACGCUAUUGUCAAGAUCCUGCAGACACCAGUGACAGCAAGCACUAGAACAUGUCAAUCGGAUGGAGGCAUCUGCUUUGCGUUUUGCGGACUUGGUAUGAUCAAGGAUCCUUCUGAGUCUGUGACCAUUGAGACAUCUCUACAACAGCGCAAGGCUGCUUGGGAGAUCUCACCUACAUUUGCAGCAAGGCUCGUAACCUCGGUGGGGUCACUGUACCUACCGCGACACAUGAGCGAGUAUACAAUCCUUUCCAUUCGACAGUCAGGGUUAGGGUUGAGUCCGGCGACCAUCAAGUAG